AUGGCAGCCGAUAUGGUCCAAGUUGGUGGUCAAGGUAUCUCUUCCGGAUUCCGUGACGCCCUCUCACUGGCAUGGCGUCUUGCCAUGCUUUGUCGGUACCAUCCUUCAAAUACUCGAGUCCACCACGAAGUCCUCCGGUCGUGGUACCUAGAGCGCAAACAGCAACUGGAAAAGUCCCUGGCAGCGACCAUUGAGAACGGGAAGUUUGUCACCGAAAGUCAACCGCUGAAGUCCUUGGCAAGGGACUGGUAUUUCUGGCUAAUUCAGCUUGUUCCAAGUUGGAAGCGUCAACUUGAACUGGGGAGGCGUCGGGACGGCAUGGUGCGGUAUACACAUACCGACGGGAUGCCUUUCAUUCCUGAACUCAACGGAGGCCUCAGCCUUCCUCAGGUCUAUGGCAAGAGAACAAACGGAGAGGUUGUCUUCACUGAUGAUAUCAUCUUCCGCUCCCAGCAGGGAGAUCUCUUUCAUAUGUUCGUUUACCUGCACAGUAGCCAAGAGAUCCAGGAGAUCCGAAAGGCCCUACGGGAGGUCGAGCAGCUAUCCAAAGGCACGAUUGUGGCCAACAACGUCCCUAUUAUUGUUGAAGAACUGAAGAAAAAAGAAAUUGAGGAUUGCCCGAAUGACAUCAUCCAAUUAGCUACCAGCGAAGAUUUCGCGAGCUCUUCACUGUGCAACCAACGACCAAAACCUAUGCUUUAUGAUCCGUUUACCCUUGGCAAAGAAAUUCGCGGAAGGUACUGUAUUGUUCGACCUGACCGGUUCGUUUAUGCCGCCUGCAAUGAGAUCAAAGACCUACGAGAAGCCAUACAGAAGAUGCUCUCUUACUUGCACAAAACGUGA
Aspergillus pseudoviridinutans is the source of this 843-nucleotide messenger RNA. RefSeq lists its product as uncharacterized. The record is from RefSeq and is a predicted model, not a curated record. Lineage: Eukaryota; Fungi; Ascomycota; Eurotiomycetes; Eurotiales; Aspergillaceae. The coding region runs from base 1 to 843 and encodes 280 amino acids. The transcript has 2 exons.